AUGAAUCAAGGACGCGGUAAGGUGUACGGCCUUAGUUUCCCAACUAGAAAGCCCAAAAAUGAACUGAAGGUUUCAACAAAUAAUAUCUUUAAUGAGGAAUCCGACAAAGAGGAGGACUACAAAGAAUUUAAACCAGCCGAUUAUUCUCAAACGACUUGCAUAGCUCAGAAUAAAAUUAAUCGAAAGGUCAAAACAGAGUUAGAAAAAGCCUUCGAGGAAGAUCCCUCAGUAUUCCAAUACGAUGAAUAUUUGGACAAUAUACACGAUAAAAAAGCAGAGGAUAUUUCGCGAAGAACCGUCAAAACAUCCAAGUAUGUGGGCAGACUUAUAAAGGCAUCCAAUGAGCGCAAACUUGAGAGGGAGCUAUGUGUUGAGCGGAAGGCUCAGAAGCAAAUUGAAGCAGACUCUGAUCUGUAUAACAACAAGGAGUCAUUCGUUACCUCAGCGUACAAAAGUAAACUAACUGAACUUCACGCACUCGUAGAAAAACGCAAGGAAGAAGAGGGAAGGGAGCAAGUUAUGGAUGUUUGCAAACAAGAUGGCUUAGGAGGUUUUUACCGGUAUAUGUUUGAUAAUCAGGAUAAAACAUGUGCGGGGUACUCAGAGGAAUUUCACCGUCACACUACAAGUAAAGAAGAUCGUUUAGAAGCAGAAUCUAAUUUUUCAUCUACCAUUAAAAAACAAACCAUAAAAGAACAUACAAGGGAAAAGACCGAUGUUAUUGUAAAGCAUUGUGAAGAUGAUGAUGAUGAUAAUAAUAAUAGUAGUAAUAAAAAUGUAUCAUCGCCUUCACCAAAGAAAGCUCUUCCUAACUGUGAUGAUUAUGUAGCCGAAAAAGACCGUACAGAUGAUAAAACAAGCAAAGCCUCUCAUCAACCAAAGAAAGAUCUAGAUACUUAUCUAAAUAAAAAGAAUCAAAAAAUACCUGGAGUAAUAACAGCUCGUCCACGUGUAACUACCGAUGAAGAAUUAGCUGCUGCACGUCAACGUUAUCUAGAUAGAAAGGCAGCUGGAAUACAUGCAAUUAUCGUUGAAUCAGAUUAA
This is a messenger RNA of Schistosoma rodhaini, 1044 nucleotides long. The record is from the annotation of a GenBank genome assembly. NCBI's taxonomy places the organism in Eukaryota, Metazoa, Platyhelminthes, Trematoda, Strigeidida, Schistosomatidae.